This is a messenger RNA of Xylaria bambusicola, 969 nucleotides long. RefSeq names its product ferritin-like domain-containing protein. Lineage: Eukaryota; Fungi; Ascomycota; Sordariomycetes; Xylariales; Xylariaceae. The record is from RefSeq and is a predicted model, not a curated record. The transcript has 2 exons. Bases 1 to 969 code for a protein of 322 amino acids.
AUGCCUUCUAUUAUCAAGACUACGGGGGUUGUGGCCGGAUUGGUCGCAGCCGUGUCAGCUCUUCCAGCUCAAACCAAGCUCUCGACAAGACAAAACAGCAUCUACGAGCUAGCAAAGCGACAGAACGCAGCCGCUGCCGCCGCCGGCUUAACAGAUGUCGAUAUCCUCCAAUUUGCUUUGACUCUGGAGUGGCUGGAGAACACUUUUUACCAGCAAGGGUUCGCCCAGUUUCCUGAUGAUCAGUUUGUUGCUCUCGGUCUGAAUGAAGCUCAAUUGGCCGACCUCAAGGGUAUUGGAUCAAGUGAGGAAUCCCACGUCGUGCUGCUACAGAGCGCAAUCGCCCAGGCCGGCGUCCAACCUGUCCAGCCAUGUGAGUACAACUUCGGCUUCACAGACGCCGCGGGUAUGGUUGCCACGGCUGCAAUCCUCGAGAGCGUCGGAAUCUCUGCCUAUCUAGGGGCCGCGCCACUGGUAUCGGACGGCGGGAUCCUCAGCACCGCCGCCUCGAUCCUAACAGUCGAAGCGCGGCACCAGUCUUUCAUCCGCAGUGCUUCGGGUGUCGCCGUAUCUCCUUCCCCUCUCGACACGCCCUUGGGGCCCAAGGCUAUCUUCUCGCUCGCCGCACCCUUCAUCACGUCAUGUCCAGGUGGUUCCAACCUCGCCCUCCAGGCUUUCCCCGCACUCACCAUGACGAGCCCUGCACCCGUCGCCGGUGUCAUGAACCUCGUCGCCGGCACCAACAUCCAGGUCCAGAGCGACGCCGCAUCAGGUGCAUCAUUCUGUGGUUUCACGAACUCGGCCGCUCCCGGUGGUACUGCCUUCACGCCAUUCGAUGCCACAAACGGCUGCGCAUUGGCGCCUAACCUAGCUGGCGUCGUAUACGUCACCCUUACAAGUGACGCCCCUGCCACCGGCGUCUUGACAGACGACAUCACUGUUGCCGGUCCCAUGGUUAUGCAGCUAAGCUAA